UAGGCUGUCUGUAUGUGUUCUGAAAAUAGAACCGCUACGACAGGAUGGAAUGUAGAAGCUAAAUGGCCGUCAGAAUAGGACGAAAACCUCUCCUGGUGAUGUAAUUUAACACCUCCAACGGACGUAUGUACCCAAUGUUGAUGUUACUGUUAUCACACAAAUGACAAGAUGAAAUGUAGUGGACCCACGUCACCGUCACCAACUCUCCUUGUAAAUAGUGUGCUGCAUGUCCUUCUCCUCUACCAAUAUGGUGACACCAAGUGCGUGUAUAGAACUCGCCGACUCUUGAAGGAUGACUGUGUGAACUACUGUCCCCCAGACCAAUGUCCCGAGGAAUGUUCCUACUGUGACAGCGGCUUAUAUGGGUCUGACUGUACGAGGAGCUGCCGAGGACACUGUUUGAAUGGAAGGUGUGCCCUCCUGGCCAAUGGUAGAGCCGUCAACUGUACGGAGGGUUGUGUGGAGGGGUGGAGGGGGUUAACGUGUAGUACUAGAUGUAAGUAUCCUUGUCGGGAGUGUGAGAGAUACACUGGAGAUUGUGUAGGGCAAUGCAGGGACGGUUUCUACGGACCUGGAUGCUUACAGCGGUGUCCAUAUUCCUGUUCAAGCUGCGACAAAAACAGUGGAGUAUGUUUGCCUUACACUUCUGUUGAUGCAGACCUAUCGCUGACGAAACACAAAAUGACAUCAAGCCUGACACAUGGUAGUGACAUUAACAAGACUCACAGCAGUCACAAAGCAGAAUUACAUCAACACCCUGCAAUGACGUCAACACCCCAUGUUGACAGUUGGUCAAUCCCCUCACAGGUCUCCACUAGCGUUGCUGUAUUAUCUGCAGUAAUUACUUUUAUUGUCAUCAGUUUAACCAUCUUCAGGGUGAAAGUGACCAUGCCACAGAAAAAGAAAUGGGUUCUGUUAGGAAACUCCCCAGACACGGAGAGUCUAAUCGGCUCCCCAAAUUCAAAAGUGAUGGAUGGGUUGUAAUGCAUCCAUAAUUACUGAUGUAUAUCCUGUACCGUAAAAUUCAUCAUUAAUAAAGGAACCUGCUUGAAAA
Molecule: messenger RNA, 1054 nt
Organism: Haliotis rufescens (red abalone)
Lineage: Eukaryota; Metazoa; Mollusca; Gastropoda; Lepetellida; Haliotidae
Exons: 5
Coding region: 169-984 (271 amino acids)
Source: RefSeq, a predicted model, not a curated record